Molecule: messenger RNA, 1158 nt
Organism: Cantharellus anzutake
Lineage: Eukaryota; Fungi; Basidiomycota; Agaricomycetes; Cantharellales; Hydnaceae
Exons: 4
Coding region: 47-772 (241 amino acids)
Source: RefSeq, a predicted model, not a curated record
CGCGAUCAUCACAGCCACCAAGUCCACAGCCACCAAGUCCAAACCCAUGGCGGAAGAUCACCAAGCGCUUAUGAACGGUGACGAGGAGACCUCAAGGGAGAGCCCUUCAAGGCUCGUAGUUCGCUCGCACUACACAUUGACCAGAGGAGAAGUGACAAGGUCCUUCGCCAAUCGCCUCUUACAUUCCCAUGCAUACAUAUUCUUUUAUUUGUGUAUGACGGCCCUAUCCAUAACUACUGUGGUUCUGAGUCUGGUUCGUGGAUGCCCUGGAACUGCGUUCUUUGUGUUGGAGUUUAUUAUAAACACCGCCAUGAUAAUUGAAGUCAUUACACGAGUAUUGGCUCUUUCGAAGCUAUUCUGGACUUCGGUAUUCAACUGGCUCGAUAUAGCUAUGACUUUGUUCUGCUUCGUAACUCUCAUUGUCAUCCUUUCGACACCUUGCGCAAGCAAAGAAGAAGAAGUUUUCGACACUUUGCUUCUCGCCGCACGUAACAUCGUUCAGUUCUGGAGACUUGCAGCGAUAAUGAAAAAAUCCGGGACAAGCAUAUUCGCGCGACCGAAACCCAUUGAUUUGUCUCGCUCCCGUGCAAUGGACAUCGACCUUGAUGAUGAUGAAUUGGAGUCACCAUCCAAUGCAGGCUACGUCGCCCUCCCCCCUCAAGAGAUAAUAUUUGAUUCCAGACAGGAGCGACAAGAGCUCCUAAAACCUUCCUCAGCACCUGUACCUGCACCACCGGAAGGCGAGGAAGAUACGUGGGCGAACCUCGGAUAACCAGCAUUUUCCGCCUAGAACCCUCCACAUACUGUCAUUUUUCAGUCAUUGUAUAGUUUAAAUGAUUCGAAGCUCUUUCCACUGGCGUGUCGUUGAGAGUCGUGAUUGAAUUACACUCCAAUCCGCUUCCGGCUUUCUCUCUCCCGCACCAUCGACACUCGGCGCUUCCGGUCGGGGCGAGAAUACCGUUCUGUAGUGUAAAGGUCUAAAAUAGAUCUACGUCACGGUAGCUAUGAACAUCCUAAAGCGACGCGGGUUAACUCGUUCAAUGUGCAUCACUGGCUGGACUUUUCGCAGGAGAACCUGUGUGCACUUCACUGACUUUUUGGGUGGUUUCCGAUGAUUUAUCAAUAAUCUUUGUUUACUCAGUGAUAAUGCACAGGAUA